GUUUCAGAGGGAGGGUUGGGGGAGAGCAAAAAACGUUGAAUCUGAUGGAAUUGUCAAACGGAUUUUAAUGUAUUGCAGGGAUAUUUUCUUUCCCCUCCCCACAUCGUUCCUUGUCCCAACACAAUGAUUCGAGUUAAUUUCAAAUUCCUAUUAAACCAAAUGAGAAAUUCAACACGAGUUACUUCUGGUUUUGAAUAAUUAAUUAACGAAGUUUGAGUUGACAAUGGAAUUUCAAAAAUUGAAAUGGAAAUGACUGACAGACAGGUAAGUUGACUCUUCCUGCAAAUGAUUCCUGCCAGAAGAAUCACCAAUUCUUGGUUACCACUACAGUUUUAGUAUGGCCGUCUCAACGUCUACCAAUGGAGACCAUUGACUCUGUAAAUCUACUCUCUACACUAGUGUUUCCUUGCAGUACUGUUGUACAUUGUUCUCAGACAACAGUACAUCUUUCACUCAGCUCUCUACCAUCUCUUUGCUGGCAUAUUGACAAACGUAACUUAUGAAAAAAUAAAGAGAAAAAAAAAAAAAAUUAAUCAAAAAAAGCAACAACAACAAAAAAAAAACUGACAUGGUUGUGAAGAGGAAACAUUUUCUGCCAUGGUUAUAAAGAUGAGAGCUGCCCCGGGGCGAUCUUCUAUUUCAAUGAGAUUUCGUCCCCGGCGGAUGCUGCGUGUUCUACUGUUCGUCAUCAUCAUUCUGUUUGUGAUUGUUAACAUGCAUGUACUUAAUAACGUUCAGCCUGGGAGCCCUGGAAUGCUCGACGGCAGCAUGAUUGGACCGGGGAUGAAUUUACAGAACGGACAUGUCCAAGCUUGGAGCCAUUUACAUUUUAGCAAUGGAUCCGUCUACUGGUCAAGUCGAACCGGGUUGCUAAUCCCACCAAUGUCAUUAAACGCUACACUGCUAACCAAUAUGACUUUUGACGUGAGUAAUUUGACUCUGGCCAAGGCAGUCAUUCAGAACAUAAAUCGUGAGCAAUAUAUUCACAAUUUGGACAAAUUUGGACUUCAUUUACAUGCUGAUAGUGUUGUAAUAGUUAUACAAGCUCAUGACCGAGCCGAGUACCUGAAAAUGCUUUUGGAUUCUUUACGCAAUGUUCGGAAUAUUCACCAAGCCUUACUCAUCAUUAGCCAUGAUAUUUACUCUAAGGAACUUAACAACCUUGUCCUCACAAUAGACUUUUGCCCUGUUAUCCAGAUUUUCUUUCCUCAUUCAUUACAAUUAAACCCAUCACAGUUCCCUGGUGAACACCCUAAUGACUGCCCAAGGAAUGUCAAAAAAGCUGAAGCAAUAAAAUUAGAUUGUAAUAAUGCAGCCAGUCCUGACCGCUAUGGACAUUAUAGAGAAGCAAAAUAUUGCCAAACUAAGCACCAUUGGCUUUGGAAAUUAUCUUUUGUAUUUGAGGAAAUCCGAGUGAUGAAGAACUACGAAGGAAUAGUAUUACUUCUAGAAGAGGAUUAUUAUGUAUCAGAAGACACAAUCACCGUGUUACAGAUGUUACAAAACCUCAGGAAAAAAGACUGCAAAGAUUGUAGGAUACUUACAUUAGGAAAUUACGAUAAAACCCAAAACUAUGGACUGAAUGCCGGCAAGGUGGAAAUUGCUCGUUGGGUUUCAUCUAAACACAACAUGGGCAUGGCAUUUAUUCGCCAGAUGUGGUUAGAUAUUAAAAAAUGUGGUCUGGAAUUCUGCAACUUCGAUGAUUACAAUUGGGAUUGGACUUUGCAGCAUUUGAGUAUGAAGUGUAUCCCUGGUACUGUGAAGGUAAUGAAAAUGAAGGCCACUCGUGUAUUUCAUAUGGGAACAUGUGGUGUCCAUCACAAAGGAAAGGUUUGUAGCCCAGAAGCAAAAAAGAAAGCAGUUGAAAAACUAUUGCUUGAUAAUAAACAAAACUUCUUCCCCAACGUUAUCACAAUGGCUGGUGUUUCUGGCUUACGUCUACGCGAUCCGAAGCCAAACGGAGGCUGGGGAGACUACAGGGACAGACAACUGUGUUACAGUUUCAUCCAUAGAAACACUUCAGAAUUGAGUUUUAUUAAGAACCCUAAUAUCACAAGGUCUUAACGCUUCUCGGUUUUUGACAUAGAUUAAACAAAUUUCUUCUUUUUUUUUUUUUCCUUUUGUUUCAAAAUCUUGAUAACAUUGACCAAGCAAUCCAAUAAAUAACAUUUACUGUCUUGUCAUAAAUUGAAGAAGAAGAAGAAGAUGGAUGGAUGGAUGGAACCAAACCAUUUUGAUUCUACAAAAACAAAGGAAAAAAAUAAAAGAAACGACAAGACGUACAGCGUGAAAUGUGAUCUCAUCUAACUGACUCCAUUUAACAGUUAUGGUUGGUGCUACACAGUCGACACAACCAUUUCCCUACAAUUACAGAUACGGUAGAGACGAACAGACAGACGGACGGAAAGAAGGUGGCGUAGUCGUCUGAGAUGUCUCUGCCCUUACUAAAAAAAAAACAAAAACAAACUGAAUUAACAGGUUUGGUUUCCACUGCUGAACUAAAACGACCUGCUGGAAACUGGAGUGUUAAGAUCCUGUGAUGUAAUGUUAAAAAGAGAAAAAGGAAACAAAAACACACAACAAAAA
Messenger RNA from Octopus sinensis (East Asian common octopus), 2586 nucleotides. Its product is annotated as alpha-1,6-mannosyl-glycoprotein 2-beta-N-acetylglucosaminyltransferase-like. Gene Ontology annotation, cellular component: Golgi stack; Golgi membrane. NCBI's taxonomy places the organism in Eukaryota, Metazoa, Mollusca, Cephalopoda, Octopoda, Octopodidae. The transcript has 12 exons. The record is from RefSeq and is a predicted model, not a curated record. Gene Ontology annotation, biological process: protein N-linked glycosylation; oligosaccharide biosynthetic process. Bases 598 to 2064 code for a protein of 488 amino acids. Gene Ontology annotation, molecular function: alpha-1,6-mannosylglycoprotein 2-beta-N-acetylglucosaminyltransferase activity.